GUUUCUGUUUCAAUGUUUCUUCACUGUGCUAGUUUCUCACUUUUUGCUUCUGAGAGUGCACUUAUUGACCGGCGGUGGAUGCGUUUUGAUCUUCACGGUGCUGGUAACCAUUGGAGGUUCCAGCCAGUCAUGACGUGGUGGAAUCUUCGUUGGUGGAAUCUUCGUUGUUGACCUUCGAGUGAACUUAUUGUGUGGUGGGCGCUGGUUAUAAGUUCGAAACUUGUAAGCUCACAAGAUGGCACAAGGUAAAGGUAAUUCUGUUCAACGACGACGACAGAAAGCUGAAGGAGCUGUUCCUAUCAGUGCUGCUGGCGAAGGAGGUGGCGAAGGACCUCGGGCAGGUCCAUCACUAUCCGGACCAGUCGGACGUUGUGAGGUUAGAGCGGUGACUGUGCCGAAAAAAUCAUUAAGACCAGGAUAUGGUCGAGCAGGGCGUGGGACACUGCUUGGCGUGAAUUACUUCAAGACUUCAUUGUCGAAGAGAGUCGAUGUCCAUCAUUACAAUGUUUGACCACUUUGCCCACUGAGCCAACCUACAGCUAACGAAAAGUGGGUCUUUUUGUGCGUCAUGGUCUUGCAUUCUGAAUGGGAUAAAGUUGUCUUGUUUACCAGACCGUUAUUUCGGAUUUUGAAGCCAAUCAGAAGACUUUAUUAUUCUAUCCACUCCUACCACUUCACAAUUUGAAUGUAACAUUCGAUAUGGAUUUAAAUUUUGAGACGUUUGUAAAAUGCCGUUUCUACACAAGUUUUGAUUGAAGUAUCUCCAUCGCGCUGCCCGCAUUUGACAAUUUCGGCCCGUUGUCAGCAAGUAAAAUCGGUAACCCAUGCCUGCAGGUUUCAAUCGAGCCGGAAACCGUGAGCAAGAGGAUGUGCCGUGAAAUAAUGAAGAAGCUCCGCGAAACAUAUGGAAACGAAUAUUUUGAUGGUAAACAUGGAGCGUACGAUGGAGAAAAAUCUCUGUUUACGAGUGGGUGUUUACCGUUCAAGUCAAUGAAGUUUUCAGUACUCCUGGACAAUUUCGAGGGUUCCUCAUGUAGACCUGGUGACAGUGGAAGACCGAGUUCAGCCAGUCGUAGAGCAGAGCCUCUCUCACAGAGAAGGGCUCCAUCCAAAGUUAGGAAAUUUGAUGUUUCAAUUGAGUUGGCUGCAAAGAUUCGGAUGGAUGCGAUAGAGGAAAUGAUGAAGAGAGCGCUGGGUAGGUGUGAUCAGGAGCUACAAGAUCGAGCGCUGGACGCUCUACGUGUUCUGGACGUUAUACUCCGUGAAAUUGCUUCAAGAAGAGGCUACCUGCUUGUGAGAGACAAUUUCUUCCAUCCGAGUUUGGGUCAAGUUUGCGAUUUGGGCGAUGGUGUGGAAGGUUGGAGGGGUUAUCACUCCAGCGUGAGACCGACGCUGAUGGGAUUGAUGUUAAAUUUAGAUACCACUAUGACGGUGGUACUGAAGCCUACUCUGGUUGAUGAGUUUCUCAAGGAAAGGUUCAAUGUAAGAGACCUGUCUGGUUUGCAGAAAAGAGAUUGGGCUAAAGCGAAGGACAUGUUGAAAAACGUCAGAAUAGAAACGACUCACACGGGAGUGUCCCGAAAGUACAGAAUAUCGGGCUUCAGUGAUCGGUCCAUACGAGAAUUAAAGUUUAUGAAGGGGACGAAAGAUGGGAAUGGGGAGGAGGAAAUUUCAGUAUAUAAUUAUUUUUUUGAUACUUACUCGCGCAAACUAAAAAACCUAAAUUUUCCAGCGCUGGAUCUUGGAAACAGCAGGAAGCCAAUAUACAUGCCCAUAGAAUUGUGCAAGAUAGUUAGUGGACAGCGCUAUACCAAGCCGCUGUCCAGCAAGCAGAGGAUGGCACAAAUCGGUGCAAGCAAGCAGGCGCCGCAAGAACGACAAAAGAUCUGUGAGAAUGCGCUCAAAGUUUGCAACUACAGCUCCGACAAGCUGAUUGCGGAGUUCGGUUUACAAUUUGAUAACAAGCUUGCGUCCGUUUCUGGCAGAGUGCUACCUGCCCCUCAGCUCGACUUUGGAAAUGGAAAGACCGAGGAGCCCAAAGAAGGGCGAUGGAAUUUCAACCACAAGACCUUGAAAAAGGGAGUUACGAUAGCCGCUUGGGCUGUAGCUGUGUUCGACCCCUGCUGCAAUGAUGGAGAUCGAAUCGCAUUCCAGUUGAUAGAGAGUUGCAGCCGACGAGGCAUGGUGAUGAAAAGUCCGGCGGUGGUGCAGAAACAGCCGAGGAAUUCGUUUGGAUCUUCUCCUGAAGAAAGAGUGGAGACGAUGUUUAAUGCUUUGAGGCCGUACGCGCCUGUGUUCAUUCUUGCUAUUCUAGCAGAAAAAGACAGUCCCAUUUAUGUUCCUUUCAAGCGGUUGUGUGAAAUUAGACUUGGAAUAAUCUCGCAGUGCAUGGUGAAGCCGCGAACUCUGAACGAUCAGUUCCUAGGAAACCUUGCGUUGAAGAUUAAUUUGAAGAUGGGAGGAUUGAACUCGCCAUUGAGUCAGCGGAUGUUACAUUGCCUUGGUCAGUCGACCAUAAUCUUCGGCAUGGAUGUGACCCAUGGGUCUCCUGGGGAUGUCGAAAUACCCUCAAUUGCGGCAGUAGUCGCAACGAAGAAUUGGCCCGAGGUAUUCCAUUAUUCGACUCAAGUUAAGGUCCAACCAGCCAGGAUGGAGAUGAUUCAAGGGCUGUAUGAACCUGAAGGUGGCAUGGUACGAGAAUUGCUCAUGUCGUUCUAUUCGACAUGCGCCAAAGGCGUCAACCCGAAGCCAUCCCAAAUUAUAAUUUACAGGGAUGGAGUUAGCGAUAGCAUGUUUGCGAAAUGUUUGGAAGUUGAGUUCGUCGCAUUUAAACGAGCUUGUGCAGAACUCGAAGCGGGUUACAAUCCCGGAAUAACGUUCAUUGUGGCUAAAAAGCGUCACGGCACGCGCUUCUUUCCUCAGAGUCGAGAUGCGUUGCGGAAUGGGAACGUUCUACCAGGAACUGUUGUCGACAAGGAUGCGUGCCACCCUCGGAAUUUUGACUUCUUCCUCAUCUCUCAGGCCGGCCUCAUUGGCACAGCUCGGCCUACUCACUACACAAUACUGGUGAAUGAAAACCAGCUUGGGCCUGAUGAUAUUCAGACCUUGACCAACAAACUGUGCUACACGUUUGGACGCUGUACCUCAUCCAUCUCGAUGGCGGCUCCAGCCGCAUAUGCUCAUAUUCUGGCAUCAAGAUAUCGGAAGUUGAUGAGUCCUUUGGAAGGAGGAUCUACUACAUCGUCAUCGAGCUCUCGAGGAAUAGGUGUUUCAAGACCUUUACCACCAGUCCCGAUUUUGCGGAUGAAGGCAGAUCAUUCCAUGUUUUUUUGUUGAGUGAACAGCUAGCUAGAAUUUCAAGUUAUUCAGAAAAAAAACACAACGAUAUUGCGUGCGGAAGAGGGCCUCCAAUACUCUUCUUAUUGUGCACAAUUCAGAGUUUGCUGUGCUCAGCAUCUAAGGUGGGAUGGAGUGGGUGAGUAGGACGAUUUUAUGUUCCAGCCAAAAGUGUACAUAAUUGCACUUUUUGUGAAAAGAUAUGAUUUGCCGGAAGUUCUUGUGGUUAUUCCUGUUUGGAAGUAAGUGUGUGUACUUACCACUUUAAGUACAACUAUUACCCAGAAAUUUUUCUGACAUAUUGUUUUAACUGAAAAUUACCCGAUUUAACGUUGGUUCA
This is a messenger RNA of Physcomitrium patens, 3676 nucleotides long. Lineage: Eukaryota; Viridiplantae; Streptophyta; Bryopsida; Funariales; Funariaceae. The record is from RefSeq and is a predicted model, not a curated record.